AUGACAAAGCUUCAUUACCAACAAUUCCGGAAGGACACCAAAAUUGAAAAAGUUUGUGUCAGAGCUAGCAAUGACAAAAAUGACAAAUUGUCAUUUGUGGGUUUGCAAGACAUUCGAGCCGUGUUUCCAGAUGCAUUGCGAUUCAAAUUGAAUCAUUUCCCCAUCCCAUUCCUUGAAGAUUCUAAUGGCAAUAGAAUCGAACCUCCGUGCAUUGCAUUCUAUCCUGGCAAGAUCCUGGACGUCAUUGCAGAGGCACCGCGACCCAGCAGCAUUAACAACAACAACAACAACAACAACAACAACAACAACAACAACAGCAACACCGUUGUCCAUUUACCAACAUUCAAAGCAUCGGAAAAUCAGGACUCUCUUUUGCUAUUAUCAAACCUGGCUCAAUCUCUCAACUCUUUUCUUACCACCUACACUCGCACACAAUCCGACAAUGUCAAUUCCAUUCCCAAUCCUAAAGCUAUUAAAAACUUGAAAGUGACCCAAGGAGAGGACCAAAAGGUGAUCAAAGUGCAAUUGAAACCUAAAGAGAAGGAUGAGAAGGAUGAAAUGAUCACUGAUCUGCAACAUCAAACCCUCGAAAGACUUGCUAUCCUCCAAAAAUAUGCUCAAGCUAUCUUCAUCCAGAACUCUGAGCUACAAAAGUACCCAAUCCCCCGAUUGUUUAUCAUCUUGCCUAUCGACAGUACAAAGUGGGACCCAAUAAAUAUCUUGAAGAACAAGGUCCGUCUUCACUUCCUAUGCGAACGUGAAGAUCACUCCCUAGAGUCAAAAAAGUGUAGCCAGAACGGAAUCCACAUUACCAAACAUGACGGAUAUGAAAUACAAAACAUUACAGAGUUCUUUCGAAAAUAUGGGAAAUACAUACUCAUCCUUUUAGAAUGGCUCAAGCUGGGGAUGGGAACGGGAACGGGAACAACAGUCCCAAACCUGCUUAAUGUUGGUAUCGACUAUUCAAUUGACUAUAUCAAAGCGCUCUCUCUCGAGUAUCCGGAUCUGAGUAACAUCAACGCAAUCGAUAAUUAUGAGGCACUUGAAGGACCUGAUCUUCAAAAAUUAGGAACGUUCCUUCAAACCAACGACGAGGACAGACAACUUGGCAAUUUGUACAGGAUCAUAAUCAAAGUGGGCCAUGUCGAAUGGGUGUGUGUGGACCACUACCGUUCGACUUGUUGCAGCAAAGGUCAGAAAAGGCUUGAAAUUGCGGUGGAAAUGAAUAAUGGGAAAUAUGACUUGCACCUUGGUAAAGUAGUCAUCGAAUUGGAAUCUGAAGACAGCGCUGAUGAAUUCUUUGCUGCUCUGGCCAGGGCAGGAAACGUUUACGAAUUGGAUAUCGCACUGAAGUGGGACUGGACCAAGGAUGAUCUUGAGGCACUUGAAAAUGCAUUAAAGGUGUCGAGUGUAUCGAUUCUUCGACUUGAUCUUGGGUGGUCUCGAGAAAGCAUCAAUAAGAAACUACUUCCAGCAUCUAUACGAUAUGAACCACUUGUUCGUAUCAUAGAACUCCACAAUAUGAAAACGAUACAUAUUCUACUGUGUCCGGAUCUCAUCGAGCUUUCCAAAUUUCAGCCUAAAAACUCAUCACACCUUCAAGAGUUAUCCUUUGAGAUGAGGCCUCGAUGGAUUGAAGCUAACGAAUCUCAAGUUAUUGCAGCCUCACUCAAGACCGCUACGAAUUUGACCCGUUUAGACUUGUACGACAACUCAAUUGGGGCUAAAGGAGCUCUGGCACUGUCCAAGGCCCUCAGGACUAACACCACUUUGACAUAUUUGGACUUGGAGGCAAACCCAAUUGGGAAUAAAGGAGCUCUGGCACUCUCAAAGGCACUCAAAUCUAACACGGCAUUAACCACCUUGAAACUGGAGGCAAACUCAAUUGAGAAUAACGGGGUCCUUGCAUUAUCAAAAGCACUCAAAAUCAACACAACUUUGAUCACUUUGAGUUUGAGUUACAACUCAAUCGGGGACGAAGGGGCUCUGGCAAUCUCAGACGCACUUAAGGCCAACACUAGUUUAAAGAUCCUGGACUUGAGUAUCAACGAAAUUGGAAAGGAUGGAGCUCGGGCACUGUCAGAAGCGCUCAAGGUCAACACGACUUUGACUGCUUUGGACUUGGAAAACAACAAAAUCAGGAAUGGAGGAGCUUUGGCGCUAUCAGAGGCGCUCAAAGCCAACCCGACUUUAACUAAUUUAAGUGUGAAGUGGAACUCGAUUGAGGACGAAGGAGCUCUUGCGCUGAUAGAGGCGCUCAAGGGUAACAUGGUUUUGGCCAAUUUGGACUUGAGGGACAACUCAAUUAACAAGGAAAGGGUCCUAGCGCUGCUGGAUGUGUUCGGGAACAGCUCAGCUUUGACCACUUUGGGCUUGUGGGCCGACUUGGUUGCGGAGGAACUGUCAGGACCACUCAAGGGCAACGCGGUAUCGACCACUUUAGAUUUGAGUGGCAGCUCAAUUGGAGAUGAAAUAGUUCUUGUACUCUCAAAGGCCCUCAAGACCAACACGACCUUGGCCGGCUUGGGCUUGCGGAACCACGCAAACGGAAAUGAAGGAGCUCUAGUAUUGUCAGAGGCACUCAAGGCUAACACGACUUUGGCAUAUUUGGACUUGUACAACAACACAAUUGGGAAAGAAGGAGUCCUUGCACUGUCAGAGACAUUAAAGGUCAACACGAUUUUGGUCACUUUGGGAUUAAUAGACAACAAAUUUGGGCAUGAAGGAACUCUUGCACUGACAGAGGCACUAAAGAUCAACACAACGUUGACAGUUUUGAACUUGCAGGGCAAUUGUAUUGGGGACAGAGGAGCUAUGGCACUGUCAGAGGCACUUAAAGUCAACUCAACUUUGAACACCCUAAUCUUGAAAAACAACUCGAUUCAGAAGGAAGGAGCCCUUGCACUCUCGGAGGCUCUCAAGACAAAUACGGCGUUGGGUGCUCUUGCACUCUCGAAGGUGCUCAAGACUAAUAAGGCUUUGACCGGUUUGGACUUGAGUAUCAACUUUUUAGGAAGUAGUGGGGCUCAGGCGUUAUCAGGGAUGCUCAAGAUCAAUAGGACUUUGAAGACUUUGAAAUUGAGUAGCAACUCAAUUGGGAAUCGAGAUAGUUUACAAUUAAUCCUGUCUAAACUAACAGAGUGA
Molecule: messenger RNA, 3144 nt
Organism: Lobosporangium transversale
Lineage: Eukaryota; Fungi; Mortierellomycota; Mortierellomycetes; Mortierellales; Mortierellaceae
Exons: 3
Coding region: 1-3144 (1047 amino acids)
Molecular function (GO): protein binding
Source: RefSeq, a predicted model, not a curated record